AAGCCUCAUUCUCUCUCGUUGAUACCCACGGUGUGUGAGGAACUGAAGAAGUGGAGAUCAACUUAUACACCGUCACACACACACACAGCAGGCUGUGAGCGGGGAUGGUAGCUGAGGAGAUUGUGGUCUCCCUCUCGGGAGGUUUCCCGUGGGGCUUCAGACUCCAGGGAGGAGCAGAGCAGCAAAAACCUCUACAGGUGGCCAAGGUUCGCCGGCGAGGCAAAGCGUGCAGAGCUGGACUGAAGGAGCAGGAUGAACUUGUUGCUAUCGGCGACCAUAUGUGUGCAGAGCUCAGUCAUGCUCAGGCCAUGAGCCUCAUAGAUAUGGAGAGCGCUACACUCAACCUGAUGGUCAAAAGAGCCCCUUCUGGACUCCACUCCUCAUCUUACUCUGGUUUCUCUGCACCGCCACGCUCCUGCAUGAGGGUCCUGUCUCCCCCCGCGGCUCUCUUGCCCUCCCAGCGUUCCUCCGUCCUCUCCCCCACCGGGAUACCCAGGGGCAUCACUUCCCCUCCGGACAGCGAGGCCUACUACGGAGAGACGGACAGCGACGCAGACACGCAGUCGCUCACGCACCGUCGCCACCGGCGGACGCCUCCUCACACUCGCUCACCUGCACGCCAUGACAACCAAGAGGAGGAGGAGACCUCAGAGAUGAGCGGGUAUGAGAGCACCACAGAUCCAGGGGUUUCCAUGCAGGAGCAGUGGGGAGGUCAGUGCCUUCUCGGCGUCCCUCGCAGAGAACUCAUCUACCAGCCGCUCCAGACCGAGUGGACCACUCCAACACGCACCCCUCACAUUGUGACCCCUCACAUUGUGACCCCUCACAUUGUGACCCCUCACACGCUCGCAUUGACCCCAGAUCAGGGGUUGAUGGAGGCGGAGGGAGAAGGGGACAGUGGCUUCCAGGAGGCGGGGGUCUGCAGCGGGCUGACCUGCCCACCGCUCGUGUCCCCUGAACGGGCCAAAGACGCUCUGCUUUCGGCCUGUGGUAAAUAUCUGGUGCCCAUGGUGGGACCACAGCAGACCCCGAUCAGCGACGAGCUCUCCACCACCUACAUGGACAAAGCACGGCAAGCGAAGUUGCAGCGUGGGGAGAGCGUGGUGGAGAAACAGGUGAAAGAAGCUCGCACUAAAUGCCGCUCUAUUGCCUCUUUGCUGACUGAUGCUCCCAACCCCAACUCCAAGGGGGUGCUUAUGUUCAAGAAACGCCGGCAGAGGGCCAAGAAGUACACACUGACCUGCUUCGGCAAAGCAGGGGGAGACUGCAGCGGAGGGGAGACAGAAGGAGACACAGGAGGGGAGACGGAAGAGGAAGGAGGAAGCUCUGCCUUGAGUGGCUCAGAAGUUGAUGAAGAGGGAUUCUCAGCCUCCUUUGACCCUACGUGGGACACCGGUUAUCUAGACGUGCUGGACAGGAAAAGCUCUGCCUGCCCAUCAUCCACACCGGCUACUCCAACGACGCCAACAACCAAUCACAGCUCAGGGCUGGACAUCUCAGCCUAUCAGACACCAGGACUGUUAACUCCUCUCAAUCAAAGCCUAGGGUUGGAGAUCUCAGGGCUGGAGAGCUCAGCCUAUCAGGGCUCAAGGCUGGAGAGCAGCGUCAGGAAGCAGCCAAUCAGUCACCACCCUGCACACAUGUCUCCUCCAGCUGUGGCUCUGACCAAUGGGGGGUCGAUGGCUGUAAGUCGGGCUAGUGUUGUUCUGAACCCGCCCUCUCAGAUGCCCCUACUAAGUCAAAAUGGGCAACAUGGCAACAUUCAUCUCAGUCCUAACCCUAACCCUAAUCAUUGUCCUAGCCCAAUGACAGACUCAGAUCAACUCCUGAAUCCAGGUGUUCUGAACCGUACUGCACGCCCCUUCACCCCAGGGCCUUCCUCUCGUGCAUCUGUAAUCUCUGUGAUGUUCCGCCCUCCCCAACCCAAACCCACACCCGUGACCAUGACGACCAAACCAGUAGCAGCCGUCACCAUGGUAACUAUCCAACCUACUCUUCAUCCAUCUGGGCCAGAUGAAAGGAGAGCUGUGUCUAGCACCUCACUGUACAUCCCUCCCAGAAAUAACAACAGCAACAUUCCCCCCUCCGUUUACUCUCCCCCCUCCUCUCUGUAUUCUGCACCUUUCUCCCAGCCUGCCACAAAUCCAGCCACAUGUCCCCCACAGCCCGCAGUGUAUGCUUCCCCCUCCACCUUGUUCUCUCCUUCUGCAGCUCAAGGCAACUUGUCCUGUCCAUCACCUGCUCAACCUUUCUCCCCCCCAUCUGCACAGGCAUUCCCCUCUCCUCCUGCUCCGUAUCCACCUUCCUCCACCUACUUUUCUGCUUCUCCCAUCUAUCUGCCACACCCCCCUGAUCUGACUCAGGUCUCCUUCCAUGCCCAGCCCACCCCUCCUUUCCCUCCUCCCACCCAACUUUCUCCAUCUCCAUCAAUCCACCCCCACAUCAACAUGACAGGUGAAGUAGCUCCUGGCCCCUAUGCUGCUAUAGCAACUGCAUCACCAACCCAGGAUUCACUGGUGACUCGAGAGGAGCGCAUCUCGGUCCCUGCCACCCGCACCGGCAUUCUUCACGAUGCCCGUCGUCGUAGCAACAAGAAGCCGAUGUUCUGCGCAGUCCAAAACACAGAGGUUUCUCCAAACCCAGACUUGUUGUCAAUGGUCCAGAACAUGGACGACCAUUUUGGCCCCCGGGGCCUCCUGGUGACUCCAAGUGUUGAAACUGGAGCUGCACCAAGUGGGGAGACCGGACAUGAGUCAGGGCCUGAGGAGGACUGGCUGAGGCUGGGGGCAGAGGCCUGCAACUUCAUGCAGGCCCAGCGGAGAUCCAGGCCACCUCCUGUAGCUCCCAAACCCCAAACCCCCCAGGUGCCACAGCUGGCGGGGAAGGGAGGUGAGCUGUUUGCCCGCCGGCAGAGCAGGAUGGAUCGGUACAUUGUGGAGCGAUCUCCCUCUGUUGCUGCCGUACCUUACUCUCCCGCCCAGACGAGGGAGUCAUCAACCACGCCUUCUCUCCCUUCGACCUGGAAGUACUCGUCCAAUAUCCGUGCUCCUCCUCCAAUCAACUACAACCCCCUUCUCUCUCCCUCCUGCCCUCUGAAGGCCCAGAAGAAGUCUGAGGUAAAAAAGUCUGGGCCAGCUGGAUCUAAAGGGAAGAAAGUGGGCCUCAAGUCUGUGGCAAUAAUGAGCCACCAGCCCUACCAGCUCAACUCUUCUUUGUUCAGCUAUGGUGGUGGUGUUCCCUUGGACACCUCCACCUAUCAGCAGCAGAAAGGAAUGGCAAGUGGUCCUCAGAAGACUGCACGAGUAUAUGAGGUGAAGCGCUUCUCCACGCCCCCACCAACAUCCACGGGGCCCGCGCUCAAAGUCAUUGUACCUCGAUCAGCGACAACACUCGGAGAGCCGCUGUGGCGCUCUGAUGUCACAUAUCCUCCCCCUACAGUUGGCCACGCCCCUCACCAACCCUAUCAGCCUCAACCCCAAUCCUUCCAACCGCAGUGGGCCACCUCCCCUCUGUCUCCCCCACCUCCUCCUGCCCCGAACGCUCCACUCCCUCAGCUUCCCACCUUCUCCGCUGCUCCUGCUUCAAUUCUAAUCCAGUCCCCGACUUUCACCCACCUUCAGCCCUCCAGCACUGCACAGGCCAACAGGCAGUUUAAGAGUGCCCCGAAUCUGAGUCCCCUGGGUCCCGCUGGUGCCUCUCGGUUGGCCUCCAGCAGCAGUCAACCGAACAGGGUCCCCAAGCCCAGGUUUGGCACUUCCAACAUGGGUCUGCACCCUUGUGUCUGGCGCCCUGGAUCCACUGCGCACUGAACAGACUCUGGAAUGGACAUAAUAAGCCACGGCUCCAUGGGAACGUAGAGCAACCUUUUUUAAAUAGGUCCAUGUGUUUUUAGUAUUGUAACAUUGUUAUUCAGGGCUUUCGCUUGGGGUUUUUACCAGCCACUUUUUAUCACAAGAUCUGUUUGAUUGGCCACCCAUGUAGCACAUUUGAUCACUUACAUUUAAUCGUGUUGCCUCAUUUACCCAACGCAUUUGGCUGUAGUUAGAGGAAGCACUGUUUUGCAACGAAAAUCUGAGAUCUGUUACAAAAAAAUAGAGAUCAACUGCAGAUUGAAAGGAUAGAAAGAGAUGCUGGGGAAAACUGAAAUACGUUUUUUGUAAAUAUUAUAUUGAAUGAGGAAGAUUUAAGUUCAAACAGUAAAACAAGAAGAAUAGAGAAUGUGAAAAAACAAGACUGUUUUGAGAGAGAUGUGGUCGAAGAUAGAAAAAAAGAUGAAAAGGAAAGCACAGAUGAAGUGACAUAAUAGAAACAAUGUGUAAAAGGAUUAGAUUUGAGUCAAAACAAUAUAACGUUGAUUUACUAGCACAUUUUAAGUACCUACUACGACUGUAAUUUCCCCUUAUUCAAUGGAUUUGUGUUUGAUGAGGAUGGAUUAUUUUCGGUUGUACUUUGCAGCAGCGUUUGCUUUGUUUUCUGUAGAUGUUCAUAGGUUGAAGAGCACAGCUGCCAGGAAGAAGGGAAGCCUUUUACAGUCGCCUUGAUUUCCAAUCUGUCGAUAUGAAACAAGAGAUGUAUAACAUGUCUGUUUAGCUGUUUUCCAGAGAGACAUGCGGCUGAAUAAAAAUAGACAUGACUCAC
Molecule: messenger RNA, 4638 nt
Organism: Pseudoliparis swirei
Lineage: Eukaryota; Metazoa; Chordata; Actinopteri; Perciformes; Liparidae
Gene: synpo2lb
Product: synaptopodin 2-like b
Exons: 5
Coding region: 105-3809 (1234 amino acids)
Biological process (GO): positive regulation of actin filament bundle assembly
Cellular component (GO): nucleus; actin cytoskeleton; Z disc
Molecular function (GO): actin binding
Source: RefSeq, a predicted model, not a curated record